This is a messenger RNA of Geodia barretti, 912 nucleotides long. Lineage: Eukaryota; Metazoa; Porifera; Demospongiae; Tetractinellida; Geodiidae. The record is from the annotation of a GenBank genome assembly.
AUGACUACUACCGAAAGUAAUCCAGGAGAUGUUGGUGCCGUUGCGUUAACGGCCCGCGAUUUUAAGGGAGCCGUGGACCCUGACUGGUGCCCGGGCUGCGGCGAUUUCGGCGUGCUGAACAGCCUGCAGCGAGCCGUCGCAGGUUUGGGCCUGCAACCUCAUCAAAUCCUGACGGUCAGCGGAAUUGGUUGCUCUUCAAACCUUCCGGGUUACAUCAACACUAACGGCAUGCACACCCUGCACGGCCGCUCUCUCGCUGUGGCAACCGGCGCCAAGCUGGCCAACCACGAACUCACGGUCGUCGUAACCGGCGGCGAUGGCGAUGGCUACGGCAUCGGCGGCAACCACUUCACCCAUACCGCUCGCCGCAACAUCGACCUGACCUACAUCGUGAUGAACAACCAGAUUUACGGUCUCACCACUGGUCAGAUUUCCCCCACCAGCCGGGACGGUAUGAAAACCAAGAGUACCCCCUUCGGUAGCGUGGAAACUCCGAUUAACCCCAUUACCUCCGCAAUCAUGAACGGCGCCAGUUUCGUGGCCCGCGGCUACAGCGGCGACGUUCGCCACCUGACCAGCCUGAUGGAGCAAGCCAUUCAGCACAAGGGAUUUGCCCUGGUGGACGUUUUCAGCCCCUGCGUAACCUUCAACCUCGACAACACCCACAACUUCUUCAAGGACCGGGUAGUCAAACUGGAGGACGAGGAGCACGACACCAGCGACUGGAAACUGGCCUGCGAAAAGGCAAUGGCGUGGGGAGAUACCAUUUACACCGGCGUCUUCUUCCAGGUCCCAGAUGCACCCGUCCUGAACCGCCGCGAGCCGGUACUGGACGACGGGGGCCCGCUGGCCUUCCGCAAACUAGGCCUAAGCGAAGAUCAGGCACAAGGCAUCAUCCGGCGGAUGAUGUAA